AUGUACGAAGUAUGAAUUAAUUUUAUGUGUAUAUACUUCUCUUUUACUGUAGCUGAUUAAAGUCUUUAGGUGUAAAGACAAUCUCAUUUCUGUAGGGCCCUACACCGGCUCUUACAUAGUGCAAAAACCAAAACCAAACCAGUUGCCAUCAAGUUGGUUCAGAAUCAUGCCGACCCUGUGUGUUUCAGAGUAGAACUGUGCUCCAUAGGGUUUUCAGUGGCUGUAGUCUUCCGGAAGUCCAUCUCCAGGCCUUCUGAAGUGCCUCUGGGUAGGUUCAAACCACCAACUUUUUUGUUGGUAGUGGAGUACCACCUGGGCCCCAUAAAUCCUAAAGGAGAGAAGGAAAGAAAUACUAAUUUGCAUUAUUCAAAAGCACCCAAACUGCUGGUGAUAGAUGUAUAUAUACUAUGAAGACUGUCUGGAUUCAUUGUUCCAUUUCAUCUUUUUUAUUUUUGCUUCAGGAUGCAUGUCACGUUCACAGAGGAAGUACUCCCUUCAGCCCAUCCUGGAGAGGAAGAUUCCAAAUCGAUACUUGGGCCAGCCCAGCCCCCUUACACACCCACACCUCCUGAGGCCAGGAGAGGUGACGCCAGGACUAUCCCAGGUGGAAUACGCGCUUCGCAGACACAAACUAAUGUCUCUGAUCCAAAAGGAAGCACAAGGGCAGAGAGGGACAGACCAGACAGUGGUUCUGCUGUCCAACCCUACAUACUACAUGAGCAACGAUAUCCCCUACACUUUCCACCAAGACAACAAUUUCUUGUACCUGUGUGGAUUCCAAGAGCCCAAUAGCAUUCUGGUCCUGCAAAGCCUCCCUGGUAAGCAGUUACCAUCACACAAGGCCAUGCUCUUUGUGCCUCGGAGAGACCCUAGUCGAGAACUUUGGGAUGGCCCACGAUCUGGCACCGACGGAGCAGUAGCUCUAACUGGAGUGGACGAAGCCUAUCCACUAGAGGAAUUUCAACAUCUAGUACCAAAACUGAGAGCUGAGACAAAUAUGGUUUGGUAUGACUGGAUGAGGCCCCCUCACGCACAGCUUCACUCUGAAUACAUGCAGCCUCUGACUGAAGCCAAAGCCAGGAGCAGGAACAAAGUCCAGGCUGUCCACCAGCUGGUGCAGCGCCUCCGGCUGAUCAAAUCUCCUGCAGAAAUUGAGCAAAUGCAGAAUGCUGGGAAGCUGACAUCACAGGCUUUCAUAGAGACCAUGUAUAGCAGCAAAGUCCCUGUGGAGGAAGCCUUUCUUUAUGCCAAGUUUGAAUUUGAAUGCCGAGCUCGUGGCGCAGACAUCUUAGCCUACCCACCUGUGGUUGCUGGUGGUAAUCGUUCAAACACUUUGCACUAUGUGAAUAAUAAUCAACUCAUCAAGGAUGGAGAAAUGGUGCUUCUGGAUGGUGGUUGUGAGUCUAACUGCUACGUGAGUGACAUCACCCGCACCUGGCCUGUCAACGGCAGGUUCACUGCACCUCAGGCAGAACUCUAUGAAGCUGUUCUAGAGAUCCAGAGCGCUUGUCUGACCCUCUGCUCCCCUGGGUCAAGCUUGGAGAACAUUUACAGCAUGAUGCUGACACUGAUAGGACAGAAACUUAAAGAGUUGGGGAUCGUGAACAAUAAGAAAAAUGAUGCAUUCAAGGCUGCUCGAAAAUACUGCCCUCACCAUGUUGGCCAUUAUCUUGGGAUGGAUGUCCACGACACUCCCGACGUGCCCCGUUCCCUCCCUCUGCAGCCUGGCAUGGUAAUCACAGUUGAGCCAGGCAUUUAUAUUCCAGAGGAUGACAGAGAUGCCCCCGAGAGGUUUCGUGGUCUCGGGAUACGAAUUGAGGAUGACGUAGUGGUGACUCAGGACUCACCCCUCAUCCUUUCUGCAGAUUGCCCCAAAGAGAUGAGUGACAUUGAGCAGAUCUGCAGCAGGACCUCGUGACCCUCAUCACAGCCCUCAUGCAUCUCAGGUUCCUCCAGAGGGGUGUCCGCCGGCACCCACGCACGUGUGCUUUCUGAGUGUCGCUGUGUGUGCACUGAUACACGGCUCCCAUGUGGGAAUGCAGCAACUGUAUGAGUGUAUGUGAUAGUGUCGGGUGGGGGGGUUUGUUGUUGUUUUAAGCAGAUGGAAAUCUGGAAGGCUGAAUUUUUCAACUGUAUAUUACUACAGCUUUAGUAACAUUAAUUCUGGAGAAUUAAUGACCCGGGCAGGUUUACUUUUAAAUGUAAAGAAAGGUCUUGGUUACAUGUGUCUGUGCAUUCCAGUUAACACAUUUAAACGUACAUAAAUUUCUCUUCUCUCCAGGUCCCUCCUCUUUUGCUGAGAUCCACCUAAUAUUGUAAGAUCUUGGUGUGAUGCUUAUGUUUUGAGCUGAUCGUCAAGGUCUCUGCCUGUACUAUAAGCCACCCAUCAGUGAUUGUGGGCAGCCAGUGCAAGUCUUCUGUAACAUCUCCCUACUUAGUCCAGUUCCUGCAAGUCUGCUGGAGCCAUGGCAGCCCUCGUGAGCACUAGUGUCCUGCACUCCUACCCAUCAGCCACAGUCCACAUUCUGGCAACACUAGCCAUCGAACAAAACCAUUUUGAACCUUUCUUGCCAUUUGGUUGCCUGGGGCCUGGGAAGUAUUUUUGGAUUCUGUUAAGGAAGAAAAUGAAAGAGAGAGAAAAGUAUAUAUUGCGUCCACUACCAGUCCAGACUUCCAUCUAUCUGUUCUCCUCAACUUAAAGAUGAUUCCUUUUCUAGAAGUCUGUUCUUCCUUUAUAGAUUCUUAAUGCACUGCCCCUCCUAGCACACCCUAGAUACUGCCCCAGCCAGGGAAGAGCUUACCCUAGUAAAGUCGGAGUAGUGGUACCCAGUUUUCAGAGAAAUGCUCCUUAUAUCCUUCUGUGAUUUCCUCUAGAGCUGAUAAGAACAAAAUACGGAAUCCACCAAGUACCUGUAACCACCUUAUGAUCCCUGCCUUCCUCUGGUGUUAGCACUAGAAGGGCAGGGAGUCAUAUUUAUCUAAACACAGUAUGGAUGCAAUUAUACUACAACUCAGUUUGCACGGUGAACAGACUAGAUUCCUGUAGAAGGUUUCUUAAGGAGCUCCUGUCAGAGAAGGAAGCUUUAAGAACCAGUGUGUUCACCUCUUCAAACCUGGACAUGAGCCCAAGAUUAUAAAACCUGCUGAAUGAUAGAGCAUAGAAUUUUUUUUUUUUUAUAUUUGUAUUAGGGGAGCAUAAGCUAGAGGAUUAACACUCUUUGCAGUACUAGACAUUUGCCUCCCUUAGCAGCAAAACACAGGUACAGAGCCAAAAGCAGGCAGGUAGUGACUUCAUCAGGAGACAGAGAUAAUGUUAUAAACCAAAGUGAUGCUAUCAUAUCCUGACAGUGUUCUUCAAUGAAUGCCUGGCUUUCAUAACCUUAUCUCAGCAGCUGCAGGAAUGGAUGGCUGCACAGCUGGAGCUGUCGUCACCCCCUGCCUUCCCUCUCUACCCUCCUCCAACUUCUCAGUCCUGCUCUACCUUCUAAAGAAGAGGCGAGAAAAUAAACCCACAACUCUGGCUCCUCUUACUUGUCCCCUCAUUCCCAGGGCCUCUGUGGCCCCUACAACACUUUCCUUUGAGUGGGUUUCUUUUGUUCAUUUACAAUCCUGAAAUGAGGAUUUUCCUUUUCUUCCUGUAAAUCAUUUUCUGUGGUCUUCAACUUUCUAGUUGAAAAUCUGGGUGGCUUUUAUGUAGAACUGCAUACUUGGACAUGAAACUGAUUUCUCCUAGUUAGGGAAGUAAGAUUCCAGUCAACUUCUGCAGCUGUUGCUAGUAGUAGUUAGAAUGGCAAUUGUGGAACUCUUUCGUGAUUUUUAGUCCCUGACCCACGUAUAUUGUCCUUUGAGUCCCAGACUAACCAAAGCACCUAAGCUUUGGAGUCAGACUAUCGGAACCAUCAAGAGAUGACAUAAUGAACAUCUCAUAGCAACAUUUAGGGUGCUAUUUAAUACAUUCAGGAUUGGUGGAGCAGAUAAUGGAGUCCUAGUUGCACAGUGGUUAAGAGCUUGGCUGCUAACCAAAAGGUCGACGGUUCGAAUCCACCAGCCACUGCUUGGAAACCCUAUGGGGCAGUUCUACUCUGUCCUGGAGGGUUGCUAUGAGUCAGAAUUGACUCUACAGCAACAGGUUUUGUUUGGUGGUUUAGAGCAGAUAAUUAUGCACCAUGCACGGAUCUCAUUCAUUCCUAGCCAUGCCACGGACACACCCCACUUUUCCUCCAGGUCUAAGUAUAAUAAAUACUCCAUGUAUACACCUAGUUCUCCUGAUGAAAAUCUUAAUUUAAAAAUAAAAUUCUUCAAGUGUUACCUCUGGAGUUUUUUCCCUCUGAAUUAAAGUUGAAGAGAUAUGAGUGGGUCAGUAACUAUCGCAACUAAAUGGAGGAAGCAUACCUGGGUAGCCUCGGCUGCAUGUUUUUAUGUAUUUGUUUUCCAGAAUUGCUGUUUUUUUUCCCCUGAUCAGAAAAUUGGGACCAUGUCUUUUAUUUGAAAGACAGCAGUAAAAAUACUGGAGUUAAGAACUCUCCUCUUCCGGUAGUCAUAAUAUACAAGCUUGGAAGGUGCUUCCGGUUAUGUGUGUGUCUUCUUUCAAAACAGUACUUUCUCAUUAAUUUUUACAAGAACAGAAAGGAAGCAACCCUCACCAUAGACAUUCUUUCUUAAUUGAGAUUCAGAUCCAUGAAACAAGUUAAAUCUCCAGAUAAAGACAUGAGAAACUCAUUACAAUAGAAAAACUGAGCUUUGUUAAUAUUUUUCCAAAUGUAUGUAAGCAACACCCACCAGCUUCUGUAAUAAUACAAAGAUCACACAGAGGAAGUGUGAGUGCUGCCUGUCCCCUCCCAUGCCCAUGUCAGAGGUCACGACUAGAGCACAAUCCAGCCAUGGCCUCAGAGUCUUUCUUCACAGCGUUUCAGAUAACUGUGCCCAGUAAAACAGAGUGGGACGUUCAGUUAAACCUUGUCUGCCAUUCCUCAACUAGUACUUGAUGAUACAUAACCUAUUUGUGUAUGUGUUAGAAGCUAAGUGAGGGCCUGCAGAUAGAUGGUGGCAGCAUAAAGGACCCUGUUGGAUGGGGCUUUUAGGGGAUGGUUAAUGUUUUUACUUUUUAGUUUCCUGAGGUGGGACCUCAAGCUGAGAGGGCAUUUGCCUGGGCAAAUGUACAUUAAGUGUUCAACGCUCCUAGAGGAAUGACAAGGUAGAUGUGUUAUUAAACCCUAACGUCAGAGCAGAAUUCCGUUGUCACAAACAACUAACUGGGUUCUCCUGGUUACUCUUCUUGUCUCUGCCUGGGGAUCACUGACAAACUUUGGGAGAGCAGCAGUAUUGUUGGAAAUCAAGGUUUUUGGAAUGUGCUUCACAAGAUCUUAGAAAACUGCAACUCUUGUUAGCUCUUAUGAAUGGGUUUGUAUGACUUUUGUGCAAUUACAUAAGUUCAGUUUGGACAAAACGCUGUUACUUUUUAAGGCCCUAUCCACUGAGAAUAGAUAUGUCAUUCCCCAACAAGAGAAAGUCAUUUGUUACUGUCAUUUUAAAAAUAAACUAAAACAAUAUAGAAGCAUAUGUCCCAUGUGUGUCUUAUUUUAGAAUCUAGAGUUUACAGGUUUAAAUGUGAGAACAUUGUAUUUUAUAAAAUAUUUUAUUUUACAAAGUAUUUGUUAAUCACUGUCACAGAAUCAUUACAGCAAACUUGAAGUGAUCUUGUCAGUCUUAGAGGGGAAAAAACAAUGGGUUCUACGUAGGCCCAGCCUGUUAAAAGAUUGACUCUUCACAAAACUGACCCAUAGGUCUCCAGAAAACCACUGUAGCACUCAAGACUAAACUAGAGCCAUGAAUUUUAUAAAGGCUGGGUUGUGUGGGGAAGUAGAAUCAAUUUGCGAAGUUAUGUAAAUAGGUGAGCUUUCUCACUCAGUAAGCCAUAUAAAGGAUCUUCAGUGUAGCCAUCUUUCCCUACUAGGAAUCCUCUGUAGAGUCUGAGGUUCUCUCCAAGGCAUGCUUCCCAACACUUCAUAUCCUGGCGCACAUCACAAGAUUC
Messenger RNA from Trichechus manatus latirostris (Florida manatee), 6031 nucleotides. It is a transcript of the gene XPNPEP3, whose product is annotated as X-prolyl aminopeptidase 3. The record is from RefSeq and is a predicted model, not a curated record. Gene Ontology annotation, biological process: proteolysis. NCBI's taxonomy places the organism in Eukaryota, Metazoa, Chordata, Mammalia, Sirenia, Trichechidae. Bases 395 to 1918 code for a protein of 507 amino acids. Gene Ontology annotation, cellular component: mitochondrion. Gene Ontology annotation, molecular function: manganese ion binding; metalloaminopeptidase activity. The transcript has 9 exons.